AUGGCAAACUCUCACUCAAUCCUCCUCUUUUCCAUCUUCCUCUUCUUCUCAGUGACUCUCUCUUCAUCGACUCACCCUAAAAACAUCACCGUUCAGCUCAUCCACCGUGACUCUCCUCAUUCCCCACUCUACAACCCUCUAACCUCCGUCACCGACCGCCUCAACGCCGCUUUCCUCCGCUCCAUCUCUCGUUCCAAACGCUUCAACAUCAAAUCCCAAACCGAUCUCCAGUCCGGUUUAAUCGGAGCAGGCGGCGAGUUCUUCAUGAGUAUCACCAUCGGUACACCACCGAUGAAGGUCCUCGCGAUAGCCGACACAGGGAGUGACCUAACUUGGGUCCAAUGCAAACCCUGCGAACAGUGUUAUAAAGAGAACGGUCCAAUCUUCGACAAGAAGAAAUCCUCUUCUUACAAGAACGAGCCUUGCGACUCACGUAACUGCCAAGCUUUAUCCACACACGAACGUGGAUGCGACGAGUCCAAAAACGUAUGCAAGUAUCGUUACUCGUACGGAGACCAAUCGUUCACAAAAGGAGACGUUGCCACAGAAACUAUCUCCAUUGGCGCUGCUUCAGGGUCCUCUGUUUCUUUCCCCGAUACUGUUUUCGGCUGCGGCUACAACAACGGCGGCACGUUCGACGAGACUGGUUCCGGCAUCAUCGGACUCGGUGGCGGUCAGUUAUCUUUAAUCUCCCAGCUCGGUUCGUCGAUUUCGAAUAAAUUCUCUUAUUGCUUGUCGCACAAGUCAUCUACCACAAAUGGCACAAGCGUCAUAAACCUAGGAACCAACUCGAUUCCUUCCGGUCUCAGUCGAGACUCCGGCGUGGUUUCCACUCCGUUGGUCGAUAAGGAGCCUCGGACUUACUAUCACUUGACGCUCAAAGCCAUCUCCGUCGGCAAAACAAAGAUCCCGUACACCGGAAAGUCGUAUAGCCCUAACGACGACGACGAGAUGUUCUCGGAGAGGAAGGGAAACAUCAUAAUCGACUCGGGAACGACGCUGACGCUCCUCGACUCAGGUUUCUUCGACAGGUUUGGCGCGGCGGUUGAGGAAUCGGUGACCGGAGCCAAGCGCGUGAGUGAUCCACAGGGGCUUUUGUCACACUGUUUCAGAUCCGGAAACGCGGAGAUCGGUUUGCCGGAGAUUACGGUUCAUUUCGCCGGCGCCGACGUGAGGCUGAGUCCAAUAAACGCGUUCGUGAAAGUGAGUGAAGAUAUGGUUUGCAUGAGCAUGAUUCCGACCACCGAGGUCGCCAUCUACGGGAACUUUGCUCAGAUGGAUUUUCUCGUUGGGUAUGACUUGGAGGCAAGAACGGUGUCGUUUCAGCCCAUGGAUUGCUCUGCGAAUUUCUGA
This is a messenger RNA of Microthlaspi erraticum, 1353 nucleotides long. The record is from the annotation of a GenBank genome assembly. NCBI's taxonomy places the organism in Eukaryota, Viridiplantae, Streptophyta, Magnoliopsida, Brassicales, Brassicaceae.